CCCCGGCCGCCCGCCGCCCAGCGACCCGGUUGCGGCUCAGAGCUCGGCGGUGGCGGUGGCGGUGGCGGUGGUGGUGACGGCGACGGCGGCGGCUCUCCCCGUGCGUGCGCCCCACCCCGCAGCGCUGUCCCCGGGCCCCACUGCCCCGGCCACUCGGCGGGGACGCCGCCCGGAAGCCCCACGAUGAGGAAACUGAGGUUCAGAGAGAGAAAGUGAGCCACCCCCGGCACACAGCUAGGUGAUCCGAAGCUGGAACCAGGUGGCAGCCCAUGCCGUGAGGCCGAGGCCAGCAUGCCGUGGGACUCGCGGCCUGGGGGCGCCGACGGGGGCCCCGAGGGUGCAGGCGCGGCGCGCUCGCGGGCGCAGAAGCAGUGCCGCAAGUCUUCGUUCGCCUUCUACCAGGCGGUGCGCGACCUGCUGCCCGUGUGGCUGCUGGAGGACAUGCGCGCCAGCGAGGCCUUCCACUGGGACGAGCGCGGCCGCGCCGCCGCCUACUCGCCGUCCGAAGCGCUGCUCUACGCGCUGGUGCACGACCACCGCGCCUACGCGCACUUCCUGCUGGCCAGCUUCCCGCGCCGCGCGCUGGCGGCCCCCAGCCCCGGCUUCCGCUGCUGCGCCGCCCCGGGCCCGCACCUGGCGCUGGCCGUGCGCUACAACCGCGUGGGCGUCCUGCGCCGCAUCCUGCGCACCGUGCGCGACCUGCCGGCCGACGAGCGCGCGCGCCUGCUGGACCGGCGCGGCUGCGGGCGCGUGGAGGGCGGGGCCACGGCGCUGCAUGCGGCCUGCGAGCUGGCGCGGCCCGAGUGCCUCUUCCUGCUGCUGGGCCACGGCGCCUCGCCCGGCCUGCGCGACGGCGGCGGCCUCACCCCGCUCGAGCUGCUGCUGCGCCAGAUGGGCCGAGACGCCCCGGACCCCGACGACGCCCCGGACCCCGCCGGCGCCCCCGGCGAGCCGGGCCCCCGCCGCCGCCGCCUGCUGCUGCUCGACCUGCUGGCGCUGUACACGCCCGCCGCCGCCGUGGGCCCGGCCCGCCGCGAGCUGCUGGGCGACCGGCUGCGCUGGCAGCGGCUGCUGGGCGAGGACAAGUUCCAGUGGCUGGCCGGCCUGGCGCCACCGUCGCUCUUCGCGCGUGCCAUGCAGGUGCUGGUCACCGCCAUCUCGCCCGGCCGCUUCCCCGAGGCCCUGGACGAGCUGCCGCUGCCGCCCUUCCUGCAGCCGCUGGACCUCUCGGGCAAGGGCUAGGCCUGUACCGCGCCGAGCAGAGCAUACACUGCCGUGCCCCUGCGCCUUGGCUCCUUCUGUCUCCGCGCGCCGGGAGGGGAGGGGGCGUAGGGUGGGGGCGGGGAGCCUGCCCGCCCGCCCGUCCGAGCUGGCCCCGACCUAGGCUGCCCCUGAGCUGGUCUGCUCAGGCCCGGGCUUGUCCGGGUCACCCCUCUGCCCUCAGCCCUGCCCCGCCCCCCAGGUGGGUGAGACUUGCCUCUGCCCCGCCAUCCUGCUCCAGCUCCCGCUCCGUGGGUGGCGUGUCCCUCUGCCAGGCAGCCGUGCCCCAGUCGUGGAGCUGGUUCUGCGGGAAGCUUACGGAGAUGGGGCCUUGUUAGCGCUGCGCCAGGGGCCCAGGGGUCAGCUGUCCCGUUCAGGCCUCCCCUGGACCGUGAAAUUUAACCCCGCUCGCUGGCUGAGGCCAGUGUCCUGCCAGGCAGAGCCCUGAAGUCUGCCCAGUGAAGAGUGGCCAUCCUGGAUGGGUCCCCCUCCACCUGCCCCUGAGGGGCGCCUGCUGGGGCUAGUCCGGCAUGAAGGGGGACCUGGCUGUGACUGACACCUGCCACUGGCUCUGGCCGGCAUCCCCGUCUGUUUCACAGGGGUGUAGGAAGAGGAUGUGACUGCUCUCCCGGGGGGCCUGCGUGGGCAGGCACACCGCCCUGGGUGGGAGAGGGUGCCUCGGGCUAAGUUUCCACGGUGGGUGGGUGGAUGGGGUGGAGGGGGACGGGAAGGGGGGGGGUUCCACACUGCAGGGAUGAUGGGGCCAGGCCAGUGGCACCCAGCGGCGGCAGAACACCUGUGAGCAGAGGGAGCGUAGUGUGGGGCUGAUAGUUGCAGCUCCGGCUUUAUCUCGUGGCCCCAGCCUGUCAGUUCCAGGGCCCCUGGGGCCAGGAAGGGCGACAUGGAUGUGAGGCCACCCAGCACAGUUGUCAGCCAAGUGCUGAGGAUGGAAGUGCUGGAGCUGGCCAGGCUCAGUCCAGAGGCCUCCUGGCAGAUGGCAACUCAACAUGACAUUAUUUAUUAUUGGACAGAGACAAAGACAUUGAGAGGGAAGGGGGUGAUAGAUACCUGCAGCCCUGUUUCACCACUUGUGAAGCUUCCCCCCCCCGCAGGUGGGGACCAGGGGCUUGAACCUGGGUCCUUGUGCACUGUGAUGUGAGCGCUUAACCAGGUGUACCACCACCUGGCCCCGACUUUUU
Erinaceus europaeus (western European hedgehog) is the source of this 2459-nucleotide messenger RNA. It is a transcript of the gene ANKRD9, whose product is annotated as ankyrin repeat domain 9. The transcript has 3 exons. The coding region runs from base 292 to 1242 and encodes 316 amino acids. The record is from RefSeq and is a predicted model, not a curated record. Gene Ontology annotation, molecular function: protein binding. Lineage: Eukaryota; Metazoa; Chordata; Mammalia; Eulipotyphla; Erinaceidae.